CUCCUUCCAAAAACAGAGCACCGCCUCUUCCACAUUUUUGCAGCAGCUACUUGCUUCUGACAAGUUCCCAAGUAGAUAGAGAUAUAGACCGGAGGCCUUCCACAGCAAUUCACUGAAGAAUCAGGGCUAUUUUGAGCUGUUUUCAGUGUUGGGUCCCAUAUGCACUUUCAAAGUGCUUUCGCAAACACAAGAUUGAGCCACAUUCUUGACGCUGACUAUGAGUUUCUGUUUCUCCAUCAAACUGGGUGUUCCUCAACCUCCUCAUCUAGCCGUGUUGCCCGCCCCUGUUUCCAACGACAAAAAAGUAAGACACAGAAUUCUAACUCUACCGUCAAACGGAACCCACGGAGGCAAAGGUGCCCAAUCAGCUGCACGAGAUGAAACUCACAAACAGUCACACUUUCAACCAUUGGUUGAUCUCCUACGGGACUGUGUCGAUAAAAGGUCAGUAGAACAAGCGAAAGCGGUUCAUGGGUUAGUGUUAAAAUCCGAUUUUUCGGGUAGGGAUUUGUUGGUGCUGUUAAAUCAUGUAGCUCAUACGUAUUCCAAAUGCUCGGGUUUUGAUGCGGCUCUUCGAGUAUUUGAUAAAAUGUCUGAAAGAAACGUAUUUUCUUGGACGGUCAUGAUUGUUGGGUCGACGGAGAAUGGUUUUUUUCUUCAAGGAUUCCAGUUCUUUUGCGAAAUGAUGAAUCUUGGAAUCUUGCCUGAUGGGUUUGCAUAUUCGUCAAUCAUGCAGACGUGUAUCGGUUUAGAUUGUGUUGAGUUGGGUAAAAUGGUGCAUGCCCUGAUUGUUAUAAGAGGUUUUGCAUCUCAUACUUUUGUUAGUACAUCUCUUCUUAACAUGUAUGCCAAGUUGGGAAUGAUUGAAGAUUCGUAUAAGGUGUUUGAGACCAUGACUGAACAUAACCAAGUCUCGUGGAAUGCAAUGAUCUCGGGGUUUACCUUGAAUGGUCUUCACUUAGAAGCAUUUGAUCAUUUCCUUAGAAUGAAGAAAGGAGACAUUACACCAAAUAUGUACACACUUAUUAGUGUUUCAAAAGCAGUUGGAAACUUAGGUGAUAUUGGGAAGGGCAAAGAGGUUCACAAGUAUGUUUCUGAAUUGGGUUUGGAGUCUAAUGUUCUUGUCGGAACUGCUCUAAUGGAUAUGUUCUCCAAAUGUGGGUCUUUAAGUGAAGCAAGAUCCAUUCUUUACUCGAAUUUCAUCAAUUGCGGGGUCAACACUCCUUGGAAUGCAAUGAUUUCAGGCUAUUCUCAGUGUGGGUUUAGCCAAGAAGCUUUGGAACUCUUUCAAGAAAUGUCUCGAAAUGAUAUAAAAUCCGAUGUUUACACAUAUUGUAGUGUAUUCAAUGCAAUUGCCGCAUUAAUGUUUCUUCAAUUUGGAAAGGGAGUUCAUGGGAUGGUUUUGAAAUGUGGAUUAAAUAUGAAUGUAAGUGUUUCCAAUGCAAUUGCUGAUGCAUAUGCUAAAUGUGAGUCACUUGAAGAUGUAAGGAAGGUAUUUGACAGAAUGGAAGAGAGAGAUAUAGUGUCUUGGACAACACUGUUGACUGCUUACUCUCAGUGUUCUGAAUGGGAGGAAGCACUAGCUAUCUUCUCUCGGAUGAGAGAAGAAGGCUUUAUACCCAAUCAGUUUACACUUUCUAGCGUGCUCGUUGCUUGCACCAGCCUUUGUUUACUUGAAUAUGGUCAUCAAGUCCAUUCUCUUCUUUGCAAGGCUGGCUUGGACACCGACAAGUGCAUAGAAAGUGCUCUGAUUGACAUGUACGCCAAAUGUGGUAGCAUAACUGAGGCGUGUAAGGUUUUUGAGAGGAUAUCUAACCCUGAUACCAUUACAUGGACAGCUGUUAUAUCAGGUUGUGCUCAACAUGGUCUAAUGGAGGAUGCCAUUCAGCUCUUUAGGAGGAUGGAUCAGUCUGGUGUGAAGCCCAAUGCUGUUACCUUAUUGUGUGUUCUGUUUGCGUGCAGCCAUGGAGGUAUGGUGGAGGAGGGCCUAAACUAUUUUCAACAAAUGGAGGACACUUAUGGUCUGGUGCCAAAGAUGGAACAUUACGCAUGUGUUGUUGAUCUCUUAGGUCGUGUGGGCCGCUUGGAUGAUGCAAUGAAGUUUAUACAAAGGAUGCCAAUUGAGCCCAACGUAAUGGUCUGGCAAACUUUGCUGGGAGCAUGUAGGGUCCAUGGCAAUGUUGAGUUAGGAGAGAUUGCUGCUCAGAAAAUCCUCUCAAUUAUGCCAGAAUUUUCAGCUACCUAUGUUCUUCUAUCCAACACAUAUAUUGAGGCAGGGAGUUACGAAGAUGGACUUAUUUUGAGAGAUAGGAUGAAAGAGCAGGGUGUAAAGAAGGAAGCAGGAUAUAGUUGGAUUUCUGUAAAUGGUAGAAUUCAUAAAUUUUAUGCAGGAGAUCAACAGCAUCCACAAAAAGAGCACAUAUAUGCGAAGUUAGAAGACUUGAGGGUGAAGAUCAAGUCCAUGGGUUAUGUACCAGACUUGAGUUAUGUGUUGCGCGAUGCGGAUCGAAGAUAAAAACCUGGUAUGACUGAUGGAAGCUCACAAAAGGAGAUAACUUUCAUCCAUUUACAAUAUCUCUUGUAAAUAUUAUAAUAUAAUCACAAUGUUUCAUAGCCGCAUAUUAUAAUCUCUCUGAGUAGAACUUCCCUGUUUGGGGAUGCCUUGUCUCUCAUAAUUGACAGCAUCUAAGUACCAAAAAAGCAGAGAGCACUUGAGGAAUAUUUGCGGACCCAUGGUAGUGCUGAACAUUGUUUGUCGAUGCAGUAUGGCUACUGAAUAGGUUCCUAGAGUGCUAGUGCUUAUGACAUAUGUGACUGACUUUGUUGAGCAAGGAAACUGAUAAAUUGGGACGAAUAUCUCGGGUAUUUUGGCAAAGCAGUUGAAAUAGUGUGCAAAAAUGGCUCAAGGUGUACGAAAACAAGGUCAAAGGUGAACUAUCUCCAUCUUUGCUGCAGAUCAACACAUCAGAAACCUCUACUGAGUUGAGGCUCUUCAAUUUAAAGAUGCUGGUAUUUUGUUUCCUUCUUUGAUACGACGAAAUGCGAAUGAAAAGCUUGUGGUUUUUGUUAUUGAUUGUUAGAAAUGAGCAUUGUUCUUUCACCUUUG
This is a messenger RNA of Corylus avellana, 3106 nucleotides long. Its product is annotated as pentatricopeptide repeat-containing protein At2g33680. Lineage: Eukaryota; Viridiplantae; Streptophyta; Magnoliopsida; Fagales; Betulaceae. Gene Ontology annotation, molecular function: RNA binding; protein binding. The record is from RefSeq and is a predicted model, not a curated record. Gene Ontology annotation, biological process: RNA modification.